Messenger RNA from Saxophila tyrrhenica, 987 nucleotides. RefSeq lists its product as uncharacterized. The transcript has 2 exons. Gene Ontology annotation, cellular component: membrane. Lineage: Eukaryota; Fungi; Ascomycota; Dothideomycetes; Mycosphaerellales; Extremaceae. Bases 1 to 987 code for a protein of 328 amino acids. The record is from RefSeq and is a predicted model, not a curated record.
AUGCGCAUACCACAGACGUACUACCAGAAGAUCAAGGCAGGACUCCAUUUCGCCCAAGGUUUCCUCAUCUUCAUAGCCGGCUGUCUGGCGCUUGCAGUACUUACACAGGAAGGAGAACAUGGUGGACAGGUUGGCUACUACUUUGCUCAGUUGCAGUGCUUCCUUACCCUCCCCGGCCUGAUCUACCAGAUCAUGGUUCCAAUGUGGACUCGUGCCUGGCGCUUUGCGAACGUAUACGCCUACGCUGCAAUCGAUCUCCUAUAUACUCUUCUCUGGUUCGCAGCAUUCGUCGCAGUGGCAGUAUGGCAGAGCGAGGGGUUGAAGGAGGGAUCAAAGAACAAGGACGGCGACAAGGACGGGAAAGGCAGCUGCGAGCAGUUCGGAUACGGCAGUGCAACGAAAUGCCAGGUCACAAAGGCAGCCGUCGGAUUCGGAGUUGUCAUAUGGCUUCUCUUCAUUGCGACGAGUGUGAUUAGCAUCCAAGGCGUUCUACAGUUCAGGAGGACAGGCAUUAUGCCCAACGGGAACUCGACAAAGCAUGGACAAGCUGAGCGAUUCGAAGAUCCUAGCAAAGAUGUAUGGUCGACGAACACGGACGAGCUGGACGACAGCCAUCCUUCCCAUCGCCCGUCAGUCUCGCCAGGAGACGACGACGCUCGCCGUGCGUAUAGCCAACUUUCUACUGCGGACGAGGACGAGCAAGGCUUGCUCCAGCGACCUUCCAUACAGGCAGACGACCCGUUCGCAGAUACGCAUAGUAUGACCGAGCAUGGCAUGCACCCCGGCCGAGCGUUCAGCUAUCAGUCAGGCAGCAACCUUAGCAUCACCGCGCCGCCUUCAUACCACGAGCAGACGGCUGGAGCUGUAGGCAUUCCCAGUCCAAGCGGAUAUGUGGCACCCAGCGCACUAUCACCGAGUGACUACGAGCAGACGCCGGGUGGAAGAGUCAACUUUCCGCAGGCGAACUACGGUGCGAACUUCAGGUGA